Phalacrocorax carbo (great cormorant) is the source of this 1064-nucleotide messenger RNA. NCBI's taxonomy places the organism in Eukaryota, Metazoa, Chordata, Aves, Suliformes, Phalacrocoracidae. The record is from RefSeq and is a predicted model, not a curated record.
UCCCAAAUUCCUCGGAAGCCAAAGCUGGAAUAGCCUUUUUGGCAGGAAAAAAAAAUCACAGCCAGGUUUCAACUGGAGAAAAUAUUCACAUGAGCUCAGAUAAAAAAAAUGAAUCACGCCUAGCCUGCCCCAUUCUCCUCCUUGCAGCUCCUCAGGAGUCUUCCCGUGCAGGUUGCCACCCUCCCACCCAUCAGCUCCCUGGGGACUUUGCUGGCUGCAGGUGAAAGGCGGAGGAUCCCCCUGAGCCACUUUUUCCACCGAGCUGCCUGCAGCUGGCAAUCUACCAGUCCAAAAUGCCAACUGCCGAGGAGAGGGAUCGGGGAAGCCGGUAACCAGUGAACAUAAAGCAAGUCAGCAUUGUUUGGAGCUGCAGCACUGGGUCAGAACGACACAGAGGGUUUCUCAGCAGCAAAUGUUACUCCUAAGACUGGAAUAUAACUCCUGCCUACUUCCUCCCUCUUCCUGGAUGCCAUCCAGCAUGCCAGCAGCACGCAGAAGCUUCUGCAAAAUCUCACACUGAGCCCUGUGACUUUCCAGCAGGACCAAAGCAAUGGGGAUCCUUUGGCUCAUCUUAAUCUUCAUCUCUCUGAGCAGCCACGGAGAUGCUCAUGGACCAGACAGCUGUAACCAUGAAGGGGGCUUAUGUCGAGUCGGGAACUGCAUUCUUGGUGAAUAUCUGGCUAGAUACUGCUUUGAACCCAUCAUUCUCUGUUGUAAAAAUUUAUCACCCACUACCUUAAAAAGCUGAAGAUUUCUGAAGCAGCAAACUGCAGCGCGUGGAGAGCUGCAGGUGCCACUCACAAAGAAUGAGCUGCUGUUGGGAAGGAAGUGUUGUGCCUUUCUGUGGCGGUUGCAGCCCUGGGAGAACAUGGCUGUGGAUUCACCUGUGGACUUCUGAACAUGCUGCUUUUUGCUUUUGCUGUGAUUUUCUAGGAAACACUGUGACAAGAAGAAACUGGGGCCACCCAGACUAUGUAUUGCCCCUUUUGGCAUCUGGUUGUUACCUGUCAUGAACAAGUGAGAAAUUGCCUUUCCCCUUACCUGAAUGCAAUAAAUCUGAAGUU